AUGGAUGAGGAAGGGACUGAUGUUAAUGAGACCAUGUACAGGGUAAUCAUUGGGUCACUGUUUUAUCUCACUGCCAACAUGCCAGAUUUAGUUUUAAGUGAAGGGAUGUAUGCUAGGUUCCAAGCAGCUCCAAAGGAAUCACACUUUAAGGUAGCCAAGCGAAUAUUGAGAUACUUGAAGGGAACACAUGACCUGGUCCUCUUCUACCCUUCUGGUGACUUCUUUGAUUUAAUUGGAUAUGUUGAUGCUGACUAUGCAGGUUUUCUUAUUGAUCAAAAAAGCACUUCAGGCAUAGCGCAUUUCUUAGGGUCAUCACUGAUUUCAUGGGGCACCAAGAAGCAAAAUACAAUGGCUUUAUCUACUGCAAAAGCAAAAUAUGUGGCUGCUGCAUCAUGA
Messenger RNA from Solanum stenotomum, 396 nucleotides. RefSeq names its product secreted RxLR effector protein 161-like. The record is from RefSeq and is a predicted model, not a curated record. The coding region runs from base 1 to 396 and encodes 131 amino acids. The transcript has a single exon. Lineage: Eukaryota; Viridiplantae; Streptophyta; Magnoliopsida; Solanales; Solanaceae.